Molecule: messenger RNA, 837 nt
Organism: Brugia malayi
Lineage: Eukaryota; Metazoa; Nematoda; Chromadorea; Rhabditida; Onchocercidae
Gene: Bma-mrpl-9
Exons: 6
Coding region: 1-837 (278 amino acids)
Biological process (GO): translation
Cellular component (GO): ribosome; mitochondrion
Molecular function (GO): structural constituent of ribosome
Source: RefSeq, a predicted model, not a curated record
AUGCUUUCUGUAUCACUUUUCAAACGUCUCAGUAAUCUUACGAACAAUACAAUUUUGCAAUAUCGGUUCACAUGGGUUCUACGGAGAGUUCUUACUCCAGAACCAACACAGCCGGGAUAUAUGCAACGAAAUCCGGCCGAACAUCCAGAUCUUAUGAAGCUGGAAGUUGUAGAAAUUGAGGAUUUGAAAUCACCUGGACCUCUCAAAGUUAUUUUACUCAAAGAUGUAGAAGGUAUUGGUAAUCAGUUUGAUGUUGUUGAAGUGAAUCGUCGACUUGCACGAACAAAUUUGCUGUUAACACAGAAGGCAGCAUAUGCUUCACCAUUCAAUUUGCAGUAUUAUGCAGAGAUGAAGGAGAAAAUGAAAGAUGAGUUGGAAAAACGGAUUCGCAUUCCAUACGAUUACAUAUUACUUGGAAGAGAACUAAUCAAAAAAGUCAUAUCUUUACGAGUUUCUAUGGAAAAUCCGUGGUUAUUAGAUAAAUUGGUCGUUAAGGCUUCGUUGCGACAAGAGGGAGUUGAGAUUAUAGAUGACAUGAUUUUCCUCGAGAAUAAAAAUUUGAGAGGACCGAACAUCGAAUUGGAAGCUCAUUUGCUACGAUUUUAUGUGGUUGUUUGUAAUCAAUAUAUUAUUCCGAUGAUUGGUCGCAUUUGCCAUACUUCAUCAGACGAAAGUAAACAGGUACUUUAUCCUGAAACAACUCGAAUGCCAACUAAGGAGGAUUUCAAAAAAUAUGGCAUAGUCGAAGAGCAGCCAUAUUUUACGGAAAAAGCAGAAAUCCUAGAAGACUUCGAUGUUGUUGGUCUUAUGAUGCAAAGGAGACAAGAUAACAAAUAA